AUGGCAUCGGCUUUGAAAGAGUCCGUCCCGCGGGACAAAUGGUGGAAAAUCAAAUGGUUUUCUGACGACGACACCCCGGAGGAGCGCCGUCUCAUCACUAAAAUCGACAUGUUCCUGGUCCCGUACUCUGUCCUAGGGUAUUGGGUCAAGUACAUCGACCAGUCUAACUUGAAUAAUGCCUAUGUGGCUGGCAUGAAAGAAGACCUUGGGUUCUACGGGAAUGAGCUCGUACAACUUCAAACCAUUUUUACCCUUGGCUCAGUGCUUGGACAAAUCCCCUUUUUAUUCAUCAUGACAUAUGUUCCUAUACAGUAUCUGGUGCCGAUCUGCGACGUCCUGUGGGGAGUGUUCACUCUUCUUCAGUAUCGCGUCAACUCCUACGCAGAGUUGGCGGCGUAUCGUUUCAUGGUAGGCUGGUUUGAAGCCGCCUUCUUCCCCGCUAUGCACUACGUUUUCGAGGCCACGAGAUUGCUCGCCGUGGUGGCCAUUUUCUACACAGGCUUAGCUGCUGGCACUCUGACUGCAGGCUUGAUCCAAGCGGGCGCAUCAACUUCUUUGGAGGGAGUUCGCGGCAUGGAAGGAUGGCGCUGGAUGUACAUCAUCUGUGCCUUGAUCACAAUUCCUGUAGGCAUCUUGGGCUACUUCGUCAUCCCAGGAACAGUCGAUCAGCCCAAUAAAUGGUGCGUCAACGAAAAUGAUCUUCGAGUUGCUCGAGAGCGCCUCGAGAAGCACGGGCAUGUGCUACACGGCAAGAUGAAAUUUGGUCAUAUCAAGCGCACCAUUUUGGGGUUCCGUUUCUGGCUGGUUAUCACGACAGACGUUCUUUUCUGGAAUGCCGGUAUCCACAAGAACACCGGAUCUUAUCUCCUCUGGAUCAAAAGUCUCGGUAGAUACAGUGCAGCAAAGGUCAACGAGCUCGGCACAAUUUCGCCGGCGUUGGGUAUUGCCUACACGCUUAUCGCCUGUUUCGCUUCGGACCUCUUCCUCGGACCAGCAUGGGCCAUCACUAUCUGCUCCUUUUUGAACGCUAUGGGCAACAAGAAACUGAAUUGGUCUCUUCGGCCAAGGAAGGGACCCAGCAGUCUGGUAUACCUGUGGCUGAGAAAGGUCCUGGACGCACGUCUAUCAGCCACGAAACCUCUAAGAUAG
Messenger RNA from Colletotrichum aenigma, 1149 nucleotides. It is a transcript of the gene SEO1-5, whose product is annotated as putative transporter SEO1. Gene Ontology annotation, molecular function: transmembrane transporter activity. The transcript is spliced from 5 exons. Gene Ontology annotation, cellular component: membrane. The record is from RefSeq and is a predicted model, not a curated record. The coding region runs from base 1 to 1149 and encodes 382 amino acids. NCBI's taxonomy places the organism in Eukaryota, Fungi, Ascomycota, Sordariomycetes, Glomerellales, Glomerellaceae. Gene Ontology annotation, biological process: transmembrane transport.